Messenger RNA from Macrobrachium nipponense, 762 nucleotides. RefSeq lists its product as uncharacterized. The record is from RefSeq and is a predicted model, not a curated record. The coding region runs from base 1 to 762 and encodes 253 amino acids. Lineage: Eukaryota; Metazoa; Arthropoda; Malacostraca; Decapoda; Palaemonidae. The transcript has 3 exons.
AUGGCGAAGCGGCUCUCUUAUACAAAGGAGGAUGUCAGGGAGGAGCCACCAUGGUGUCUGCUCUAUGCAGAUGACAUAGUCUUGGUAGCCGAGAACACGGAAGAACUGGAAGGGAAACUUGAAAGAUGGAGAUAUAUCUUGGAGAGUAGAGGUUUAAGCAGGAAAAAGACCCAAUACAUGACAACCGAAUUGAAUGACGACCAGCAAACAACAAUCAAAUUAGGCGGAAGAAACAUCAUAAGGGUCCAUAAAUUCAAGUACCUUAGAUCAGUGAUUGACAAUCAGGGGAACAUGGAAGAGGAAAUUAACAACCGGAUUCAGUGUGGUUGGAACAACUGGAUGAAGGUGUCUGGUGUCAUAUGUGAUAGGAAAGUCCCUAUAAGAUUAAAGGGUAGAGUGCACAAGGCAGUGGCCAUACCAGCUAUGACAUAUAGAUUGGAAGCAUCACCUCUAAAGAAAACAGAGGGCAGAAAGUUGAACGUGAACGAGAUGAGGAUGCUUAGGUGGAUGAGUGGAGUAACCAAAAAGGACAGGAGCAAGAACGUCGCGAGGAAUGGGCCUUUGUCAUUCUGCAGCAGCAAAUGGACGCGGAUCCUGAUCCGUUUCAUAACGUCUUCACUUGUGACGGCUCCUGGAUCUUCCAGGAUAAUCCUGGAAGCAAAAGACAGUGUUGAAACAGCUGACAGAGAUGGAUAUCCUCCUCCACAUCUUCGUCCAUUGCAAAAGAAGACAGAAGUAACGUCUAGUGCAAAUGGGGAGUAG